Molecule: messenger RNA, 714 nt
Organism: Eutrema salsugineum
Lineage: Eukaryota; Viridiplantae; Streptophyta; Magnoliopsida; Brassicales; Brassicaceae
Product: zinc finger BED domain-containing protein RICESLEEPER 2
Exons: 3
Coding region: 1-714 (237 amino acids)
Biological process (GO): translation
Cellular component (GO): ribosome
Molecular function (GO): DNA binding; protein dimerization activity; structural constituent of ribosome
Source: RefSeq, a predicted model, not a curated record
AUGGUGGAAGCAAUGAAAUUGAAUUUUGACAAAUACUGGAAAGACUACAGUGAUAUACUUUCCAUUGCUGCUGUUUUAGACCCUAGGUUGAAGUUGGCUUGUUUGGAAUACUGUUUUGGUACUUUAGAUCCAUCAACUAGCAAGUCUAAGGUGGAUCACAUCCGUAAAAAGAUGACAAAGCUGUAUGGAGUUUAUAAGAAGAAUCCAAAGAAGACAGUUGCAAGCACUUCACUAACCACUUCAGAGGAUAACUUACCAGCUGGAUAUGAUGGCUUUUAUGCAUUCUUUUCUCAGAAAGUGGCAACUGGAAAAUCAGAAUUAGAAAUGUACUUGGAAGAACCUGUCUUGGAUAUGGUUGCCUUUCAAAGUUUGGAUGUCUUAAAAUAUUGGAAAGACAAUGCAUCACGGUUCAAAGAGCUGUCUCAGAUGGCUUAUGAUGUGCUUUGUAUUCCCAUAACAACAGUGUCUUCUGAGUCAUCAUUCAGUGCUGGGAGUCGAGUUCUUAACAAGUAUAGGAGCUGGCUUCUUCCAUCAAAUGUCCAAGCUCUGAUUUGUACAAGAAAUUGGCUGCGUGGCUUUGAAGUAAUCAAUGUGAAGAACAAGUGGGAGAAGAGCUCAUGGGGUAGGAAACUUAUUGUGCAGCAGAGAAGAGCUGCUCUCAAUGAUUUUGGCACGUUCAAGAUCAUGUUGGCCAAAAUCAAGGUUGGUAUGUGA